Messenger RNA from Salvelinus sp. IW2-2015, 541 nucleotides. Lineage: Eukaryota; Metazoa; Chordata; Actinopteri; Salmoniformes; Salmonidae. The record is from RefSeq and is a predicted model, not a curated record.
AUGGGUCUCUCCCCCCCUGGCCCUCCCCCACACGGCUUCGGCCUCCUCCUGGCCCCUCUCCUAUCCCCACAACAGGCCCUACCACCCCCUGGUCAUUUCCCUCCUCGCCCCCCUGGUCCCCUUGGACCGCCUCUGGCCCUCGCUCCCCCACCACACAUGACCGGGCCCCGACCUGGAGGUCCCCCACCGGCACCCCAUGUCAACCCAGCGUUCUUCCCUCCUCCUGGGGGUCCUAACAACAUGGGGGGCCCUCCUGGAGGAGACGGCAGGGGCCCCAACGGGCCCAACGACCCCUAUGGACGGCCACCUCCAUAUGACCGGGGUGACUUCGGACCCGCCGGCAGUAACCAGCGUCCCCCGCUAAUCUGUGAGUUUGACCUCAGGGCCCCCCUGCCCCGCGGCUGCCCAGACCCCUGGAUUAACGAGGGMUUGGUCGAUCUGAAAAAUGGCGGCCAGCACUUGCACAAUGCGAGUGACCCAGGGUUAGUAGAAAUACUGCCAGACCGCUGAAGGAACAUUAGGAACUAGCUUCCCCUGUAAU